This is a messenger RNA of Kwoniella shivajii, 1233 nucleotides long. RefSeq lists its product as uncharacterized. The record is from RefSeq and is a predicted model, not a curated record. Gene Ontology annotation, molecular function: RNA binding. The transcript is spliced from 5 exons. Gene Ontology annotation, cellular component: nucleolus; small-subunit processome. Bases 1 to 1233 code for a protein of 410 amino acids. Lineage: Eukaryota; Fungi; Basidiomycota; Tremellomycetes; Tremellales; Cryptococcaceae.
AUGAGCGCAGAAGCUUCUUCCUCUGGGAUAAGCAAGAAAAGCAAGAAAUCGAAGAGUAAAGCUGUCGAGGCUGUUGUCGAAGGGGAAACUCAAGAAGUAGAGAAGAACAAAAGGCAUAGGAAAGACAAGCCAUGGGAUACAGAUGACAUCGAUCAUUGGAGUAUACCGACUUUUACAGCACCUAAUACAGAUGAACACCGACCUUUCUUAGAAGAAUCUUCAUUCGCUUUACUAUUUCCUAAAUAUAGAGAACCAUAUUUAAGAUCAAUCUGGUCAAGUAUAACUUCCGAAUUAGAUAAACAAGGUUUAGCAUGUGAAUUGGAUUUAGUUCAAGGUCAAAUGACAGUCAAGACCACUAGGAAAACAUGGGAUCCUUAUGUCGUUUUAAAAGGUAGAGAUCUGUUGAAAUUGUUAGCUAGAGGUGUUAAUGCUCCUCAGGCAAUCAAGAUCCUGCAAGAUGGAAUAGCUUGUGACGUGAUUAAGAUAGGUGGAUUAGUCAGGAAUAAAGAAAGGUUCGUCAAGAGAAGACAAAGAUUAGUUGGUCCCAAUGGAAGCACUUUGAAGGCAAUCGAGUUGUUGACAGAAUGCUACGUACUCGUUCAAGGAAAUACAGUAUCGGCUAUGGGUACUUAUAAAGGAUUGAAAGAAGUCAGAAGAAUAAUUAUAGAUUGUAUGAAUAACGUUCAUCCGAUUUAUAGAAUAAAAGAAUUGAUGAUAAGGAGAGAAUUGGCUAAAGAUCCAAAAUUACAAGGUGAAAGUUGGGAUAGAUUUUUACCUCAAUUCCAAAAGAAACAUCUUUCAACAUCGGAGAAAACGGCCAAGAAGAAUGCUGUUUUAGACCGACAAUCAGUCAUCGAUUCUACAAUCAACCCAAAUUCCAUCCCCGUCACUUCCACUUCAACCUCCACGACUUCUGCCACAGCCGCACCACCAGCAGUAGUCAAGAGAACACCUUUCCCCACUGCAAGCAAGAAAAAGGCAUACACACCUUUCCCACCUGCCCAACAACCUUCCAAAUUGGAUUUACAAUUGGCUUCGGGAGAAUACUUCUUAAAACCUCGUGAGAAAGAAGCUAUGGAAAAGAGGAAAAAGGCUGAAAAGCAAAAUGAAACUUCUAUCAAAAGGAGAGAAGAGAGAGAAGAAGCUUUCAUCGCUCCCGCAGAGAAGAGAGAGGAAAGCGUGGAAGAGAGAAGGAAGAAGAGAAAGAGAGCAACUGCUGAGGAACUUAUGUAA